ACAACUCUUACCAAAGUCUUCCAGCACAAUUAAAAAUUUCAUUUUUGAGAAACAGUGACACCUGCAAGUAGAUGCACUUGUGCCUCCUCACUGCAUUCUGCAGCUGAAGACGGGACGCCCGUGUCAGGCUAUUUACAGAUAAUGCUGAGCAAGAGAACGUUCCCACAGCUGAAAUGACAUGAAGAGAGUGACCCGUUCGCCUGCGAAGCGCCUCUGAUUAAUGCAGCCUGCUAGAAAAUGGAAACAAUGGAAAUAAUGGAUCCGGAGAGCCAGAUGACAGCACUGCAGGACGACACGGCGGCGGAGGAACCGGAACCGCUGAACGACGUGCUGGAGGAUUUGAGCAACAGUCUGAGAGAGGUUGUCCAGGAUGGUGCUGUGAAGCCCAAACUCCACUGCCUGAUGAUGGAUCCAUCCUUCUCCAUGGUCACGGUCCAGAGCGAGGACAGUGGGAUUGUUUGGGAAACCGCUUCCAGCCGCUGCUCUACGCCGUGGGCCUCCGAAUUCAAUGCAGAACCUGCAUACUCUCCCUGCGCCUCUGGAACGGCUGGCAGGAUUGUGUUCAUUAUGGACGAAGAACUGAUGAGCAGAAGGAAGAAAAAGCAAAGAUCUGAGAAAACAAAGACUCUUCCGCAAGUCAGUCGUGAGAUCCUGGCGGAAGCAGAGAGACCGGCAAUGGUUGAAGUAUCCAUGCCUAAUGUGACUCCGGAAGAGGAGCACAAAACAGCAGAUCUAAAAGAAGAGCGUCUGUUCAGUCUAGUCUCUGAAGGAUCCGAGAUACUAAACAUCAUCGCUUCGCCGAAAGUGUCCAUGGUGGACGAAGAGGAGAGCAAAGGUCUGGAAGACAAUUUGUACUACCUUGAGGAGACACCUACCGUGAAAUCCACAGAGAUCCCAGAUGAACCCGAGCUGGAUGUUCAUUCAGAAACUGAGAAGAUCCCUUCAGUGAUACCAGAGCCCUUAGUCUCAUUCCCUCAUGUCCAAGUGCCUCGAAGAGGCGCGACAGCUGAAGACUACUUUGAGAAGUUCACGCUCCUUGACAAUCAAGCGCCAUCGGGAGUGGCGCCUGUUGAAGAAGCCCAGCAGCAAACGGAGGAAAAGAUCACACAGGAAGAAGCCGAUAAUGCUCCUGAUGUGGAACCAGGCCCCGGUGUCUCCUCAGCUGUGAGUAUGCUAGACAUUUCUGGCGAAGACUUGGACGAUGUGUUUUACGGCGGAGGCGGCGAGCCACACAGUCUCAAUAUUGCUGCGAGUGUUGGCGAAAAGGGAAGGGGGCUUUCCAAAUCCUCUCUAAAGGAAAGCGGCAGCGCCUUGUUUGGAAGCGAGGAGACAGUCCUCACUCCCAUAUACCUUCCCGAAGGUCCUCAGAAAAUCAUCGACCUCAACUUGCUGGAGGAGCCCAAAGCCUUGGCGUUUCUGUACUCGGAUCUGUAUGCGGAUGCCGUUGGGACCAGGAAGAAGAAGGACGAUGACGUCGAGAGCGUGACCUCUGAGAAAUCCUUCCACAGUCAAGAGUCCGACUACGGGGACAGAGGCUAUCUGGAGAAGUUCGUGCUCAAGGUUGAGACUCAAGCCACGGAGAACGACUUCAGGCGUCCCGAAGAACGGCAUGACCCUUUCAGUCUCACUGGAUUUGUGGAAUGCCACACAACGGAAGUGGAAAAUCAUGGAGAAGAGCUGGAAGAAAUCACAGAUUUCUUUAGAAACAGCGCAUCUUCGUCACCCUGCGAACCUGUCGAGUGGAUGGAGAGAGAAGAAGAGAUUGAAGUCGUCAGGACUCCUCGGGUUACUUUCAAAGAACCUGCGCCAACACGUACAGAACAACGGGCGAGCGAUCCUCAACCAUUUGCUGACGACGCUGACUUUUCAGAAAGUUUCUACCUGUUGAAAUAAGUGAUGAUUGUCCAGCAUGGGAGGAAAACUUGCCGACGAUUGUCAAAGAUGCUGCUGUAAAAUCAACUUCAACCCGGACAGAUGCACCAAAACUUAAACCAAAGCCAGUAAGCGAUAACAGCCAAAUCCAAGCCCAAAACACAGUCAAACCCAUAACUCCACGCCACAAACCCUUCCUGGAUCUGACCCCACUGCUGCCUGUCGAGACCGAGGGUGAGAAAGAAACAACAGAGGGUGAAAAGGAGAAAGAGAACACAAGCUCUGAAGAUGCUGGAUCAUCCAGCACUAAAGAAGAGGCCACAGACUGCUCGCUCUCCAAAGCGAUUCCUGACAUGUAGGACUGCAAUGAUCCCUCAAAACGGCUGGAUUAUCUGCAUGAGGGCGAUGCAGAAGCAGGUCAUGUUGAUGCUCCAGCUGCCAUGAGAAAGUCUGAUUGACAUUUAAGGGUCACUGAUUCGGUGGCUUGACAAUGAGUGAUCCAUCUGCAUUUGUGACGUCCUGCAAAAGAACAGAAAACGAGCAGAACAUUAUCAUGUGUCUCUGAGCGCAUCUGAGAAAAACAUAAAUAUGGAAUGUAGUUCAUGUACAGUAUAUGGUUGAUUAAGGCUAAUGAGACAAAACUGUGUGUUUGUGAGAGUGUAUGUACAGAUUACAGCUCACCUCCACAGCUGAAAAAUAAGUAAAUGAUAAAAAAUUAAAAAUCUUUGUACAAUAACCUAUGCUUAAAUGAUGUACAUAUGGCUAUAAUAUUCACCUCUAUAGUCACCAUGUAGUUAGCUUUGCUGCUCAAGCAUAUGUACAAGAGUGGAAUUAUUUUAUUUAAAAAUAAAUCACAAACGUGUAGACAUAUUUGAAUACAAUGAAUAAAGUAUAAAUGAUGUACUGUUAA
Molecule: messenger RNA, 2782 nt
Organism: Megalobrama amblycephala (Wuchang bream)
Lineage: Eukaryota; Metazoa; Chordata; Actinopteri; Cypriniformes; Xenocyprididae
Product: cardiomyopathy-associated protein 5
Exons: 2
Coding region: 238-1893 (551 amino acids)
Source: RefSeq, a predicted model, not a curated record